Messenger RNA from Bombyx mandarina (wild silkworm), 531 nucleotides. RefSeq lists its product as uncharacterized. Lineage: Eukaryota; Metazoa; Arthropoda; Insecta; Lepidoptera; Bombycidae. The record is from RefSeq and is a predicted model, not a curated record.
AUGAAACCUUCGAGGGGCAAAAUACAUUUGUUUGUAGUCCCUAAAUACAAAAGACCACAAAUUUUCAUUGAACAACAAAGGAGAGGCUCUUUGCCGAUGACUCUAAAGAACUAUUCAGAGAAACCGACAGUAGUACAGGUAUGCAAUAGACGAACGAGAUUCAAAGAUCCUGGAGCAAUUCGGAAUUUUGAAAUGCGCAAACAUAGAUACAGGAAACCUUACAGAAAAGAACAAUGCGAUGAAAAAUACAUUACACGUAGCAAAAAAAGAGGUUAUAAAAGAAAAUAUGUUUUGCAAAGAAAGUCGGAGUCAUUACCGCCUCCUCGAUCAGAAAGGAAAAUGAAAUUAAAGGGACGCUCUGUAAGUGCCAAGCCGCGAUAUGAAACAAGAUACGUCAGCGUUAGCAGAAGCCCCCCCAAAGAGCCACUAAGUCGGAGAUGCGCCAACUGUUUCUAUAGAGUUUGCUGUCAAUUCUAUUGCUAUCUCACUUGUAUAGGGAUGUUCACGUUUUGCAUUAUUUAUGUUUUGUAA